Messenger RNA from Polypterus senegalus (gray bichir), 3813 nucleotides. RefSeq names its product F-box protein 11a (gene fbxo11a). NCBI's taxonomy places the organism in Eukaryota, Metazoa, Chordata, Cladistia, Polypteriformes, Polypteridae. The transcript is spliced from 22 exons. The record is from RefSeq and is a predicted model, not a curated record. Gene Ontology annotation, molecular function: zinc ion binding; protein binding. Gene Ontology annotation, biological process: ubiquitin-dependent protein catabolic process; protein ubiquitination; regulation of apoptotic process. Bases 273 to 2909 code for a protein of 878 amino acids.
AGAGUCAAUGGCUCCUCCUGCCAGAAAGAGACGGAGCGGAGUGAGAGGAGUGUAGGGGGGAUCUUUAACAACAACAACAAAAUUAACACCGAUAAAAUAACCAAACCCCGGCACCGUGGACGGGGGGGGAGGGAGUUUUUUUUUUUUUGUUUUCUUUUUUUGCACUGGGGGGGAUUAUUUUUUUAGGGGUUUGGACUAUUGGUUUGCUGGCGCAAGAAUUUAAGAGGACGGAGGGCUCCAUCUAUUUAUUUUUCAAAUAAUAAACUCCCCAAAUGAACUCCGUCAGAGCAGCGAACAGAAGACACAGGCGAGUGUCGAGGCCGCGCCCGGUACAGCCCGAGAGAAACAACGGAGAAAGAGAUGAGGAUGUCCCAGCAGAUAUGGUUGCAGAAGAAUCAGGUGCUGGUGCGCAAAAUAGUCCUUACCAACUCCGUCGCAAAUCUCUUUUACCAAAACGAACAGCUUGCCCUGCAAAAAACAUGGAGGGUGCUUCCACAUCUACUACAGAAAACUUCAGCCAUCGAGCGAAACGUCCUAGAUUAUCAGGAAAGUCCCUGGACCUUCCAGUUGCACCAGCCGAACAGUAUCUCCAGGAAAAACUCCCUGAUGAGGUUGUUUUAAAAAUCUUUUCCUACCUGCUAGAACAAGAUCUUUGUCGGGCAGCUUGUGUCUGUAAACGCUUCAGUGAAUUAGCAAAUGACCCAAUUUUGUGGAAAAGGCUGUACAUGGAAGUGUUUGAAUAUACACGUCCCAUGAUGCAUCCAGAAUCUGGCAAAUUCUACCAGAUCAAUCCAGAAGAAUAUGAAAAUCCCAAUCCCUGGAAGGAGAGCUUUCAGCAGCUGUAUAAAGGAGCACAUGUGAAACCAGGCUUUGCAGAGCAUUUUUAUGGUAACCCUGCAAGAUAUAAAGGGCGGGAAAAUAUGCUUUACUAUGACACAAUUGAAGAUGCUCUGGGAGGAGUGCAGGAAGCUCACUUUGAUGGUCUAAUAUUUGUUCAUUCUGGGAUCUACACAGAUGAGUGGAUUUACAUAGAGUCCCCAAUCACUAUGAUUGGUGCUGCACCCGGAAAAGUAGCUGAUAAAGUCAUUAUUGAAAACACUAGAGACUCAACAUUUGUAUUUAUGGAGGGAUCUGAGGAUGCUUAUGUUGGUUACAUGACUAUCAGGUUCAAUCCAGAUGACAAAUCUGCCCAACACCAUAAUGCACACCACUGCCUAGAGAUAACUGUAAAUUGCAGUCCAAUAAUAGAUCAUGGGAUCAUCAGGAGUACGUGCACGGUGGGCUCAGCAGUUUGUGUCAGCGGUCAGGGAGCUUGCCCCACGAUUAAACACUGCAACAUAAGUGACUGUGAAAAUGUUGGAUUGUACAUAACAGAUCAUGCCCAGGGCAUUUAUGAAGAUAAUGAGAUCUCUAAUAAUGCUUUAGCUGGAAUUUGGGUGAAAAACCACGGUAAUCCAAUCAUUAGAAGGAAUCACAUUCACCAUGGACGUGAUGUUGGUGUUUUCACAUUUGAUCAUGGCAUGGGUUAUUUUGAAAGCUGUAACAUACACAGGAAUCGAAUUGCUGGAUUUGAAGUGAAAGCCUAUGCCAACCCUACUGUAGUUCGGUGUGAGAUCCACCAUGGGCAGACUGGAGGGAUCUAUGUCCAUGAAAAAGGAAGAGGGCAGUUCAUAGAAAAUAAAAUCUCUGCAAAUAAUUUUGCUGGUGUUUGGAUAACUUCAAAUAGUGAUCCCACAAUCAGGGGCAAUGCCAUUUUCAAUGGCAAUCAAGGUGGUGUAUAUAUAUUUGGAGAUGGAAGAGGCCUUAUAGAGGGAAAUGACAUUUAUGGCAAUGCAUUAGCUGGCAUUCAGAUCAGGACAAACAGUUGCCCUAUUGUCCGCCACAACAAAAUACAUGAUGGACAGCAUGGAGGUAUUUAUGUGCAUGAAAAGGGACAAGGUGUAAUUGAAGAGAAUGAAGUGUACUGCAAUACUUUGGCUGGUGUUUGGGUUACAACUGGGAGCACGCCAGUGCUAAGGAGAAACAGAAUACACAGUGGAAAACAGGUGGGUGUUUACUUCUAUGACAAUGGCCAUGGAGUACUGGAAGAUAAUGACAUCUAUAAUCACAUGUAUUCAGGUGUUCAGAUAAGAACUGGAAGUAAUCCUAAAAUCAGACGGAAUAAAAUUUGGGGAGGUCAAAAUGGUGGAAUUUUAGUUUACAAUUCUGGAUUAGGAUUUAUAGAGGACAAUGAGAUUUUUGAUAAUGCAAUGGCAGGUGUGUGGAUUAAAACUGACAGUAACCCAACGCUAAGAAGAAAUAAAAUUCACGAUGGAAGAGAUGGAGGAAUAUGCAUAUUUAAUGGUGGCAGAGGGCUCCUUGAAGAAAAUGAUAUCUUUCGAAAUGCUCAAGCUGGAGUGCUCAUUAGCACAAAUAGCCAUCCCAUAUUACGCAAGAAUAGAAUAUUUGAUGGCUUUGCAGCAGGAAUUGAAAUAACUAACCAUGCCACCGCAACACUUGAAGGCAAUCAAAUUUUUAACAACCGUUUUGGUGGUUUAUUUCUAGCAUCGGGGGUGAACGUCACUAUGAAAGAUAACAAAAUUAUGAACAAUCAAGAUGCCAUAGAGAAAGCAGUCAGCAGAGGUCAGUGCCUGUACAAGAUUUCCAGUUAUACCAGUUACCCAAUGCAUGACUUUUAUCGGUGUCACACUUGUAACACAACAGACCGCAAUGCAAUUUGUGUGAAUUGUAUCAAGAAGUGUCAUCAAGGACAUGAUGUAGAGUUUAUUAGACAUGAUAGAUUUUUCUGUGACUGUGGUGCUGGAACACUUUCAAACCCUUGCACGUUAGCCGGAGAGCCGACACACGAUACAGACACGCUCUACGACUCUGCGCCACCUAUAGAAUCCAAUACGUUGCAACACAACUGAACUUUGUUAAAAAGGAAAAAAAAAAAGACAAGAACAGCUUCUGCCAUUCUAGUUAGCAACUCCCAUCCAUUUCAAGACAAAAAAAAGGGGGACGGGGUGGGAGGGGGGAAAACCAAAACUGCCCACUUUUAAAGAGAAACUGCAUUGAGGUCUGCAGAUCCGGUACAGAACACGUUUGUGGAGUCUUGUUUCCAGCUUUUUGAAGGAUGACUGAAAGAAGCAAUAUGUUGACUCAGGAUUAAAUAAAGGAAGUUUGGGUUUAUCUUACUGUAUUCAAAAAAAAAAAGAGACUUUCCCCAAAGGAAUGGCAGUAGGACUGUCGCAGUUCUGUACAGAUCCGUCAGAAGAGCUGGUGUUUUAUACAAGCAGCGUCAAGCCAUAUUCCACCUGACGGGAGAAGCCGUCGAUUUCUUCCGAAACUAUGGAGCUAUGGGCAGAGACUGCAUUGUUAUAUAUGUAUGGUAAAAUGUGAUCUAGCACUUCUUGCUUUUUUGAUUUUUAACAUGUAUUCAGAUUGAGAAAUAUGAUUUUAAUGCUUUCUCAUGUAGUUUUGUAUUUUCAAGCAAAAAUCUUAUUGUACUUGAAUGUUUUUUUUUGUUAGCACACCCUAGUCUUGCUGUAAUUGUACUCAUGUCCCAGUAUAUAAAUUCUUUCUGUGAAAGAGAAAAACAAAACACUAAAUUACCUCCAGCAAUGUUCCUGGUUUUAAUAAGAAUGUGUUUAAACAGGAAACAAAAAGGUAGUGUUUUCAUGAGACCGGACAUUUUAAUAUUGCAGGUCUCUUGGUUUGUUAAGGGUUUUAUUUAUAUGUAGGCUCUCAGUUAACAUUUAUUGAUUCUAUGUACAGUAGGAUCCUGCUCUGUAACUCUUAAGGACUACAUCCUAAUAAAGGGGAUAGAUGCCA